AUUUGCAGAUCAAAUAUAAUUAACCAAGCCGACAGAGGAGACACAGGAAGGGUAGAAGAACAGGACUGAUGAGUCAACGAUGAGCACGAUCGACCCGCCCAAGAGGAGAUUACAGGACGAUGAGAAUCUCGUGAACGGACAACCAACAACCAACGAGAUUCACGGACAGAAUGAAAUAGCUCUCUCGGCUGCACAGGAUGGUGAUUUAACGAAUUCACCAUCAGCACAACUCUCAGUGCAACCUGCACCAAUGGAACUGGACCCUGCAUAUGUUCGCAAACGUGAGCAUGCCUUGCGCACCACAGGAGAGAUACUGCAUCAGCGAUGUGUCAAAAAGAUGGAGCGUUUGCAGCAGCUGAAGCAGAAAUAUGCACAAAGGAAUCCUCGACCUUUCAUUGAUGCCGAAUUAAUGCAGGACAAGUCAUUGGCUAUCCUUCGGCUAGAGGAAGCACGUUUGCAGGCAGAGUACGAGAAGAUACAGGCCAAUCAAAACGUUUUUCCUGAAGUGAUACCGGAGUUGUCAAAGAUUCAAGUGCGUCAGAUGGUGCGGGACUCAAUUCGCGACUACGGGAUUAUGAUUUCGCAACUGAGGAAGGAGCUCGAAGAGACAAAGACAGAGCUGGCGUCCGAGCGACAGCUGCUGAAGGAAUUGAAGGAGAUAAAUCAAGCCUUGCAGGCGAGGCGGAAGGACUUGGCAAACUUGGUCGAGUCAGGUAUGAGUCAGGAAAGUAGCCAGGAUCGGCAAAGGAUGUUGGAGACCAGAGUUCAAGUACAGGAAUUGAUGCGGGAGUUGACCAGGUUUCUCAGCAAACAUUAUCCUCCAAUUCAACCGGAUGACGAUAACCCGAAUGUUUUCCAGUUGAAGGACAUAUUGGAAGACAUUAUGAAUUUGUCGGUCAGUCAACCUGCCGAUCCUUAUCUAGUCUUGGUGCAUGGCGAAUACUAUCCGCCUCAUAUCGAGCAGCUCAUCAACGCAGGAAUUGCUGUGCGACAUUCUCGUGACUCCCAAAAGUUGAGGCUCAUCGACUUUUACUCAUGAUCACCUUGACCUCCUUCUUUUUGUAUAAUAAAACUGUUCUCAAAGCAUGUACUUUAUAUUGCUUCGCCAGUUCAUCGACA
Molecule: messenger RNA, 1119 nt
Organism: Gamsiella multidivaricata
Lineage: Eukaryota; Fungi; Mortierellomycota; Mortierellomycetes; Mortierellales; Mortierellaceae
Product: centromere-associated protein K-domain-containing protein
Exons: 5
Coding region: 80-1039 (319 amino acids)
Biological process (GO): mitotic sister chromatid segregation; kinetochore assembly
Cellular component (GO): nucleus
Source: RefSeq, a predicted model, not a curated record